This is a messenger RNA of Adineta steineri, 535 nucleotides long. Lineage: Eukaryota; Metazoa; Rotifera; Eurotatoria; Adinetida; Adinetidae. The record is from the annotation of a GenBank genome assembly.
ACGUGAAGAACUUGCUAUGAGAUUAGAUUUAAGUGAAGCACGUGUACAAGUUUGGUUUCAAAAUCGUCGUGCUAAAUGGCGUAAACGUGAAAAAGCUCUUGGUCGUGAAAGUCCUAAUUUUAUGGGUCCACAUGAUUUAGAAACAUUUCGUCAUCAAAUGUCAACUUAUUUAUCCAAUGCUUUAACAGGAAAUGUUGUUGGAACAAAUCCUAAUAAUGAACGUCCACAAAUUUCAGUACCUCCACCACAUUAUCUUCCAUUUUUAAUGGGUCAUAUUGAUGAAAAAGUUCUAACACGUUUACCAACAGCACCCACAGCAACUCCUUCAAAUCUUGGUUUACUCUAUCAUCAUCAUCCUCAUCAUCAUCAUCUGCCGAUACAAUCAUCUAAUAUAAAUAUAUCUUCAGCAUCACCAACAUCAUCAUCAUCAUCUAAUUCUUCAACAUCAGAUAUACAUGAACAAACAUCAUCUUAUUUAACAGCAUUUGAUCAUCAUAGACGUGUUAAAUUAGAGUUACAAGAUGCGACUGCUUAA